UGUCCUUUGACAAGUCUCACAGUCGUAUUGGCAUCACGUACCUGAAGCAACAGUUUGCGUCAUACACGAGGGACCUGGCAUCGUAUGAUAUUACCAAAGAUACACUGCAUUGGUUCGUUCCAUACAAUUCCAUCUGGAAAGAUGGACACAUUCCACAAGACAAAUUUAUUUACCGAGAAAACUUAAUGAAGCCCAAUAAUGCUGCUGCUGUUAUCAUGUUGACGUUCAGCACACUCGGGUGUCUGACCUGCUUGUGUUUCCUCGCUUUCAACAUCAUCUACAGAACAAAUUGGGCAGUGAAGAUGUCAAGUCCCAACAUGAACAACGUGAUCAUCUGCGGAUGUUUGUUCAUGUAUAUCGAGGUCUACGUCAGCUCCUUUGACUAUCUGCAUGUUCUGAAUGACUCAAUCGGCAGCGCAAUGUGCAUGUCCAAGGUGUGGCUGUUGUCGGUAGGCUUUACGCUGCUGUUCGGGGGUAUGUUCUGCAAGACGUACAGAGUUCACUACUUAUUUCGAGAGCAUCGAGCAAGAAAGAAGCCUUUGAAAGACCGCCACCUGUUUGCGAUGAUUGCCGUGCUUUUAUCUGUGGAUCAUGUGAUUAUCAUUCCUUGGGCCGCCAUAUUCCCGUUUUCCUACAAGCGCUAUGUGAUGCCAAACAAGGAAUAUGUUGACAACAACGUUAUAUACUCUGACGUAAUCAUGGAUUGUCAUAACGACAACCAAAUCUACUGGACUAUUGCCGUCUACGUCUACAAAGGUCUCAUGCUCGCCAUUGGCACGUUCUUGGCCUGGGAGACUCGUCACGUGACCAUACCGGAACUUAACGAUUCCAAGUACAUCGCGACCUGCAUAUACAACGUCGUGGUCAUCUGUAUCUUCGAAGUGCCUCUGAGUCACCUGCUACCUGUUGAGCAGCCGACACUGAUUUACGUACUGCAGUCUUGUCUAAUUAUCUUCUGCACUACAUCAUGCGCAUGCUUAAUUUUUAUUCCAAAGCUUCGCUCGCGCAACAAGGUACAGGACAGGAUGUUAAACGGACCUCCUUCGACGAGCGCCAGAACCGGCUCUACCAUGGCGCCCGUAUCAGUCACCAGCGCGUUUUGAAUAUGUAUGUAUCACAAUACGCCUACGUCAAAUAUCAAGACGCAGUAAAUACGUAUGGAUCACAAUAAGCAUAUGUCCGACAUGAAAACGCCGUAAAAAUGUAUCAAACAAACGCCUUAGCCCUAUUUCAAAACGAUGUAAAAAUGUAUGCAUCCCAAUGCGCCGAAGUCCAAUAUCCAAACGUUGUAAACACGUAUGGAUCACAAUAAGCAUAUGUCAGACAUGAUAACGCCGUAAAAAUGUAUCAAAAACCGCCUUAGUCCUAUUUCAAAACGAUGUAAAAAUGUAUUUAUCGCAAUACGCCGAAGUCCAAUAUCCAAACGAUGUAAACAAGUAUGGAUCACAACACGCCUAUAUCCAAAACCAAAAUACGGUACACACGUUUGUAUCAGAACACGCAUAGUCCAAUAUAAAAACGCUAAAAACACACAUGUUUGACAAUAAGUUAUCACAACGGUCUUAACACGAAUGGAUCACAAUACGCAUAGGUUUAAUAAAAAUCGUUCUAAACACGUAGUGAUCACAAUACCUCUAGGUUUGAUACAGAACGAUGUAAAACGUAUGUGUCUUAAUACGCCCAGGUUUGAUACAAAACGUUGUACACACGUAUGUAUCCAAAUAGGUCUAGGUUUGAUGCAAAUCGUUCUAAACACGUAUUUAUCACAAUACGCCUAGGUUUGAUAUCACAACGAUGUAUAUGGUUAAACAAUUAUCUAGCCCUCUAUUAAGAACCAAAAUAUACAAGUAAGCAUAUUAGCGAAUACAUAUUUAUAUUUAUUUCAUAUAAUUAUGCACAUCGCUUUUAUAUGUAUUGCAUAUCUCCGAUAUCUUCGAUUCAAAAAUCGAACCAAAACAUAGUUAUUAACUUGAUCACAAUUAAAAACUGUACAAUCAAAUAAAUACUAGUAAAAUAAUAUAUAACACUGAAACCCCAGUUGCACCAGUAUGUGAGACUGAUAUCUAAUAAUCAGCUAAAGGUCUGUUAUUAUAAGCAGGUAACUAAAUACGUCCUUUAUAAGCGGAAGGUGAAUAUGUCGUUUUUAUUGGCAAGGGACAAUGUCCUUCAUUAGUGGCGAAUGAAAAGGUUCUUUGGCAGAUGCCGGAGAAUGAAUUGCCUUAAAAACCUUAAUGAAAUAAACGUCACAAAGAUUCUUAUAGCGUAUGCAUGUUUGAAAUAAAUUGAAUUGUAUUCUUUGCACUAUGGAUUUAACUUUACCAUUGUACACUUGAUCAAAUCGACACAAAAUAUGUAAUAUAGGUUAUACUUUAACCCUUUAAUAAUCCAAGCUCCGUCGAUGUUAAAAUAGUUAUACCACAGUUUAAAACUGUUGUAAUUGAUACUUAUAAACAAGAGUGGUUUCGAUCCGUUGAAAAUAGCUCUGUUUAAGAUAUGUACCAUGUAUUCAAGUCAACAUUUGUAUACGAAAAUUAUUUAGAUUUAUUACCUAAAUCACUAAAAUACUAUGUCGCAAAGCUUCGAUCUUCCAGCCUGCCACUGAGAAUUCAAACUGGAAGAUAUGCUGGUCAAAAUAUACCACGAAAAGAACGUUUUUGCCUUUGUUGUAACGAAUUAGAUAUUGAAGAUGAGUACCAUUUUGUCUGUAAAUGUCCAUUAUACGUUGAUAUUAGAAAAAACUAUUUAAAGAAAUGUUAAUACAAUAGGCCUUCUGUUUACAAAUUCCACCAGUUGCUGAAUACAACAAAUAAAUUUGAACUUAUUAAGUUAGCCAAAUUUGUAAAAGAAGCUCUGAUUUUAAGAAAUAAAAUUACUAAUGUUGUUAAUUAAUUUAUAUAGCAAUCCUCCAUAUAUUACCUUGCCUUUUCUUAACCGUAUACGAUGCUGAUUAUGUUAUUGUUACUGCUAUGUUUAUCUCUGUAACUUUUCUUAAACGUAUACGAUGCUCCUUAUGUUUAUAUUAUUACUAUGUUUAUCUCUAUGACAUAAUUGUAUGUGAAAUAUCUAGCGUUUAGACGAUGUACACUGUGCAAGUCUGAAUAAAUAUUUGUCUUGUCUUGUAUGUUAAUGACAAUUAAAUCACGGUCAUUAGCAUAAUUCGAUUAAGUGGUAAAUUGUAUUACAUUUGUAAUGAUAUAUUUAUGACUAUUAUGAGUUUAUUUACUCGGUAAUACGUAAUACCUUGAUCGUUAUGAUAAUUAGGCUGUUACCAGAGCGCCUGUGUGAUUCAUUCCAUUUUAAUACUAAGAAUUUGUUAUUUGUAGCAGCCGCCGGUGUGUUUGGCAAAUCCCACACAUAUCUGAUCACGAUGCGUAUAUUCAGCGAUGUGAAUUGAUCUAACGAGAUGGGGCAUUAUAAAAACGCGUACCUUAGACGCUGUAUAUUUGAAUAAAAAUAUAUGUAUAUACUAGAUGUAAAUGUAUACAGUAUGUACUGAAAUAUAUAUCGUAUGUACUGAAAUGUAUACCGUAUGUACUGAAAUGUAUACCGUAUGUACUGAAAUGUAUACCGCAUGUACUGAAAUGUAUACCCGUAAUACCGUAUGUACUGAAAUGUAUACCGUAUGUACUGAAAUGUAUACCGUAUGUACUGAAAUGUAUACCGUAUGCACUGAAAUGUAUACCGCAUGUACUGAAAUGUAUACCGUAUGUACUGAAAUGUAUACCGUAUGUACUGAAAUGUAUACAGUAUGCACUGAAAUGUAUACCGCAUGUACUGAAAUGUAUACCGUAUGUACUGAAAUGUAUACCGUAUGCACUGAAAUGUAUACCGUAUGGACUGAAAUGUAUACCGUAUGCACUGAAAUGUAUACCGUAUGUACUGAAAUGUAUACCGCAUGUACUGAAACUAUAUGGUGGACGGGACAUGCAUCUUCUUAAUUAUGCUUUGUUGGUUUUGUUAUACUGACGAUGUAUAGUUGGAAAGUCAUAAUAAAACACAUGUUUAUUUGGCAUAGAUUUUUGUGUCAGCAUCACCGACCUUUCACAGAUAUGAUAAACAAGAACAUAAGAAAUGCAUAUUUAUGACAUAAAUAUCAGAACUGUUUUGAUGUAUAACAUUUUUUAAACAAUUUUUUAUACGCGUUCCCUGAAGAAUCAUAUAUCAAUUAUUUCUCCUUUUACAAUGUUAUACAUAUUGUGUUGCAUGCAUUUUAUGCCAUGUCAAUAUAUAUAAUUCAGUGUAUUUAUUUGCUCUUUUUGUAAUGUUGGGCAUGUUAAGUCUGACAUUGACAAUUAAAUAAUUGAGUCGUGUUCUGAGAAA
Dreissena polymorpha is the source of this 4320-nucleotide messenger RNA. RefSeq names its product gamma-aminobutyric acid type B receptor subunit 2-like. The transcript is spliced from 8 exons. Gene Ontology annotation, cellular component: G protein-coupled receptor heterodimeric complex; membrane. The coding region runs from base 186 to 1103 and encodes 305 amino acids. NCBI's taxonomy places the organism in Eukaryota, Metazoa, Mollusca, Bivalvia, Myida, Dreissenidae. Gene Ontology annotation, molecular function: G protein-coupled GABA receptor activity. The record is from RefSeq and is a predicted model, not a curated record. Gene Ontology annotation, biological process: gamma-aminobutyric acid signaling pathway; G protein-coupled receptor signaling pathway.